ACGAACCCUGCCCCAAGGCGAUUCCAAUGUGAUGAGUGUGAGAAGGCCUUCCCGACCAAAGGAGAGCUUGCAUCCCAUUCUCGUUGCCAUCUCAAGGUCCCUGCCUUCCUCUGUGGAAUUUGUGGUCGUCCAUUCAAGCGUCGUACAGAUUAUGUUCGUCAUGUACGUAAUGUACAU
Molecule: messenger RNA, 177 nt
Organism: Lobosporangium transversale
Lineage: Eukaryota; Fungi; Mortierellomycota; Mortierellomycetes; Mortierellales; Mortierellaceae
Exons: 1
Source: RefSeq, a predicted model, not a curated record